CGGCUCUCGCGAGACUUGCCGGGAGUCAAAGCGCGGGGGCCGGCCGUGAGGAAAAGCUGGAGCUGCGGGUGGGGAACAUGUCGGAGUCCGACCUCGGCAAGAAGUGGGACCGGUGCAUGGCAGAUACGGUCGUGAAGAUAGGUACUGGUUUUGGACUAGGAGUUGUUUUCUCACUUACCUUCUUUAAAAGAAGAACGUGGCCGUUAGCCUUUGGUUCUGGCAUGGGACUAGGGAUGGCCUACUCCAACUGUCAGCAUGAUUUCCAGUCUCCAUAUCUUCUACAUGGAAAAUAUGUAAAAGAGCAGGAGCAGUGACUACACGGAGCAGAGAGCACCCCCUCGGGAGGAAGAGAAUCGCGUUUAUUCCUCAGGAAUACUGAAGUGCCCCGGAGCGAGCUGACCUCUCUCUGUCACCAUGCUGUCGGCCGUGCUUUAACUCCAGCACACCAUUUGUGUAUUUGAAACCAAGUCUGUCUCUCGUUUUGUAUUUUCUCUCUGGAAAUUGUAAGGAGGUGGUCUUCAGAGAAAUAAAUUAAGCAAAAAUGGG
Messenger RNA from Dipodomys spectabilis (banner-tailed kangaroo rat), 546 nucleotides. Its product is annotated as MICOS complex subunit Mic10. Bases 78 to 314 code for a protein of 78 amino acids. Lineage: Eukaryota; Metazoa; Chordata; Mammalia; Rodentia; Heteromyidae. The record is from RefSeq and is a predicted model, not a curated record. The transcript has a single exon. Gene Ontology annotation, cellular component: mitochondrion; mitochondrial inner membrane; MICOS complex.